AUGUACCGCAUGUGCUUAGUAAAUCCUGAUCAGCGAAGUCUGCAGCGUAUUUUAUGGCGCGAAAACCCUGAUAGUCCAAUUGAAAUUUUUGAAUUAGCAACUAUCACAUACGGAAUGUCAGCAGCUGCUUUUUUGGCCAUAAGAUGCCUACACCACAUUGGUUUGGAAUGUAGUGAAGAAUCUCCAGUAAUUUCUGAUGUUAUUAAAAAUCAUUUUUAUGUUGAUGAUUUUCUUAGCGGAGGUGAUUCCAUAGAUGAUGCUAUUUUUAUAGCCAAUGAGGUAACACGAUAUUUGAAAAAGGGUUGUUUCGAGUUAAGAAAAUGGAUUUCUAAUUCUCCGGAAAUUUUGGCGCACAUUCAAUUCAACGAAAAAUUAGAUAUUAUUGAUUUCGGCGCGCGUGAAAAUCACAAACGUUAG
This is a messenger RNA of Sitophilus oryzae (rice weevil), 417 nucleotides long. RefSeq lists its product as uncharacterized. The transcript has a single exon. The record is from RefSeq and is a predicted model, not a curated record. NCBI's taxonomy places the organism in Eukaryota, Metazoa, Arthropoda, Insecta, Coleoptera, Curculionidae. Bases 1 to 417 code for a protein of 138 amino acids.